AUGCGUAAUUCUAUCGGAACUCUUUUUUUGAUUCCUUUGACACUAUUCUGUUGGCUUCGCGCAUAUUACGUAUAUAAAGAAGCAAAUUUUUCACUUUUUGUAACUGAAAAUGAAAAGCCAUCACAAAUUUCGUUUUUGACAAGUGCUGACCCUGUUUUACAAAAGGUUGAUAAUAAUACUUUGGGUGAUAGUACAGAUAAUAUAUUUUAUUUUAUGCAGAUUACCGACUUACACAUAUCGAAAUUUCAGAAAACUGGUGGUACAUCGCAUUUCUUACAUUUUCUCGCGACGGUUCUCCCCGUGAUUUCAUCACCUGCAUUCGUUCUAGUCACUGGUGACUUGACUGACGCCAAAGACGAAAAUUUGAUAACCUCCCAACAAUUCAUUGAUGAGUGGGUUACAUAUCAUACCGCAUUGCAGGAGUCAGGUGUUCUUCAUCGUCCAGGAUUUUGGCAUGAUCUACGUGGAAAUCAUGAUUGUUUCAACGUAGGGUCAUGGGAAAGUGAACAAAACUUGUAUAAAAAGUUUGGUGUAGGAAAACAACGAGGAUUUGAUUUUACAUUUGAAAAGAAUUUUGGCCGUUAUAGAUUUGUUGGAAUAGAUGCUUGUCCCAAGGCAGGUAUAGCUCGACCUUUUAACUUUUUUGGCUAUUAUGAGACAGAAGAUAUGAAUCGAUUGGCUGAAACGUUGUCUAACGCGUCAUUGUCUUCAAACCACACAUUCCUCGUAAGUGAAACUUUUGACGAUAUAUCAAAGCAUAUUAGUGUUUAUAUGUGCGGUCAUUUACAUAAACUAGCUUGGGGUUUGGGAGAUCAAUUACAAACAUAUCAACCAACCCAUUUUAUAGAGUUGGAAUUGGCAGAUAUGAAGGUUAACGCUAUUUAUCGUAUCCUUGCGAUUGAUCAUGACCUUGUAAGUUUUACAGAUGUAGCAUUGCCAUUACAUGAAAUUCCAUUGAAGGUACCACCAUCGCCUGCACCAGGAUUUUCGGUUUUGCCAGAAAAGUUAGCAUUUCCUCCGGUAAUAUUAGUAACAAAUCCGAAAGAUUCUAGAUAUUUAAUGAAAUAUCAUGAACCAGUACAUAUAAUUAAAGAAAGUACGCAUAUAAGAUUAUUGGUGUGGUCAGAUCAUGACAUCAAAGAGAUUGAGAUAUUUUUGGAUGGAAUAAGGCAUCAUGAACAGGUUUCUUACAAAGGCAAUUCGAAAGAUAAUAGAGUUGACCAUAUUCCACUAUGGGUAUCGCCUUGGAAUCCAAAACAAUUUGAUGAUGGGCAAGAACACUACAUUAUUGUGAAAGCACGUGAUAUAAUAGGACAAGAGGGAGAAAGCAAAGUGAUAUUCCGUGUUGAUGGAGAAAGAAGUGAUAUGAGAGGUGGUAUAAGUGAAUUUUUGAUCGGUCUCGAUUGGGCUCUUGUGGGAGACAUGAUACCAUCAGCUGCUGAGGAAGGAAAUGAUGGAAUUGGGAUAUUUUGGUUAUUUGGAAUUCAACUUGAUUCCAACUCACAAUGGCUUCCAAUAUUUGAUACAUGGCGAUAUGCGUUAGAAGACCAAUUGUUUUUGUCGGUUGGCAUUGUUAUAAUCUGGUUUAUGAUAAUUACAGGGGAAAGAAAGUGGAAGAGAAGAUAUCCGAUUUUGAUUUUGGGAUUUGCACUUUGGUUAUGGAGGGGGUCGUCUUUGAUAAAUUUGGCAAAACAAUAUGGAAAUUUGGCUAUUUGGACUAAUUUACAGACAUUAUGGUGGGCAUUUUGGGGUUGGUAUGGAUUUUUAAGAGGAACAUGA
Molecule: messenger RNA, 1779 nt
Organism: Funneliformis geosporum
Lineage: Eukaryota; Fungi; Glomeromycota; Glomeromycetes; Glomerales; Glomeraceae
Source: the annotation of a GenBank genome assembly